UGCCCCGUUGCGCCUGCGUGGCGUUGGCACGCUGCUUCCUCCGGACAGUGGCAAAAUCUUCUCCUUGGCUGCUCGACGGCGCGCCACAUCACUUGCGACACGCGGGGGUUGGGGGCCCGAGUCUCAAAAAAGAAUCCAACUUGCGUUUUCGUAUACCGACCUUGACGUUGCCCCAGUUUAGAUUUUGACACUUCGGCAACAGCACUCAUCGCAUGGCCCCGCACCAGACUGAUCAUGCCUCCGUGGAUACGACAAUGCUGCCCAAAGAGCCUUCGCCUCACCUUCCUGCGUAUGGCACCUUUGAAGAGAACGACGCAAUGGCGUCGCCCGGCGACCAGCCUCGCCACGUGAAAUGGGUCAUGGUCGGCCUCCUCUCGCUCCUCUCGGGCUUGAACCAAGCGAUUUGCUACUCGUACGCACCGAUCGCCAAGAUGGCCGAAGCGUCCUGGGACUAUGGCGUCGAGUCGACGACGCUCAUCACCAUCUACUUUAUCGUCUACCUCCCGUUCGCGUUCGUGGGCUCGUGGGUCAUGGACAAGAAGGGCCUCCGCUAUGGCGUGCUUCUCGGCGCCAUCCUCCAAGCGGUCGGCGCGUCCAUCCGGUACCUCGCGACGGCCGGGCACGUCGACUCGUCGUUCCAAGUGCUCUUCCUUGUCCUCGGGCAGACGCUCGCCGCCAUGGCCAUGCCCUUUAUGGUCAACUCGCCACCGAUGCUCUCGGCGCUGUGGUUCCCGCCGUCCCAGCGCGCGGCUGCAACGUCGAUCGCUGUCAACUGCAACCAGCUCGGCAUUGCCGUCGUGUACCUGCUCACGCCGUUCCUCGUGCACUCGCCCGACGACGUGGCGCCGUGGUCAGGCGUCAUUGCGCUUCUCGCGCUGCUCUCAACAGCGCUCGCGUGCUGCUUCUUCCAGCGCUCGCCGCUCUUUGUCGCCUCAUCGACGUCGUACGACGCCAAGCAGUGGGUCGCGGCCUUCCACCACGACGGCUUUGGCUUGACCGUGCUCGUCUUCUCGAUCGCCGAGACCGUCAUCAACGUGCUCUCGUCGAUGCUGACGCACAUCCUCAACGUCGACGGCUUCUCCAAGACCCAAGAAGGGCUGAUUGGCGCGGCCUUUAUCGUGAGCGCGCUCUUUGGCGGCCAGUGCCUCUCGGCGUACGUCGACGCGACCAAGGCGCACAAGAAGGCGCUGACCGUCUGCCUCGUCCUCACUGCCAUCGCGCUCCUCCUCUUUGAACUCGUUCUCACAGCGUCGGACGUCUUGCCCAACCACGUGGUCUGGACGCUCGUGUGCCUCAUGGCCGCCGGGCUCUUCCUCGGGCCGCUGCAGCCGAUUUCGCUCGAGCUCGGCGUCGAGUGUGCGCACCCAACGACCGAGGCGACCGUCGCCGCGCUCCAGCAGCUCUGCGGCAACCUCCUCUCGGCGAUCGCGGUGCCGCUCCUCAGUAUCCUCUCGCACGCCGAAGAGCCGGUCGGCGACGACGUGAUAACGUGGCUUGACAUGCUCUCGACGCCCCAGUCGGUGCUCAGCAUUGCGCUCCUGCUUACCGCUGUUGCUUUUUGCCACUUCAAAGGCAAAUUCAAGCGCUUUGCCAAGGAGUCCAACUCGUCCGAAGACAUUCUCGUGUAAGCAGCGAGAUAAGUGGUGAAUGCAUGGGGUUUAUGAUGAUAACAAUGGAGCCUUGGUGCUACGAA
Messenger RNA from Saprolegnia diclina VS20, 1693 nucleotides. RefSeq lists its product as hypothetical. Gene Ontology annotation, molecular function: transmembrane transporter activity. Lineage: Eukaryota; Oomycota; Saprolegniomycetes; Saprolegniales; Saprolegniaceae. Gene Ontology annotation, biological process: transmembrane transport. The transcript is spliced from 8 exons. The record is from RefSeq and is a predicted model, not a curated record. Bases 213 to 1628 code for a protein of 471 amino acids. Gene Ontology annotation, cellular component: membrane.